GUAUGAUUUAAAUAUGCCCUUUCAUCAGAGGACCGUCGAGCCGCGCCGUGUGAGCAGGUUGUCGAGCUGGAGACCGCGGGGAGAAGCCGGGAGACGCAAAGUGCGCAAACUUGUUUUGUUUUCGUCCCUGGACGAGGUGAGCUGCCACACGUUCACCAGCUUAAUCCAGCAGCUCUCCGACCUCUCUCGCCACGCCAGCGACAUCUUCCUGGGCAUCGAAAUGGAGGCAGGGAUGGUGUUCAGGAGGUCGUGCAGGAUUCAGGGGCGGCUGUACCACCUGCAGAACGACGUGCUCCAACUGGACCCCAAGAAAGUCCAAAUCCCUGUGUCUAACCUGGACGAGGAGAGCAAGUGGACGGUUCACUACACYGCUCCGUGGCACCAGCAGGAGAACGUCUUCCUGCCGGGCAGCAGGCCGCCCUGCGUGGAAGAUCUCCACCGCCAGGCCAAGGUCAACCUCAAGACUGCCCUCCGAGAAUGCGAUAAGUUGAGGAAAGAUGGUUUCCGGAGUUCUCAGUACUACUCUCAGGGUCCCACCUUCUCCGACUCCAAAGAGUCCACCAGCAGUCUGCAGGACGAUGAAGAUGAGGAAGAUGACAGAAAGUCCACGGCUUCGUCAUUGGAAGACGACAAAUCUCAGCUCUCCGUGAGACCCCAGACGCCACAGAGAGGGGGUGAAGACGUGUCGGAGGUUGACGGACAGGUGGUGUGGAGAAAAGCGGCGCCCCUCCCGACCCCGGAGGAGAAGAUGAGGCAGGAGGCUCAGGCCGUGCCAACAGACGUGGUCCCCAUCAACAUCACAGGGGCAGUGUUUGACCGCCAGGCGAGCAUCCGCCGCUCCCUCAUUAACACUGACACCAUGUCCCGCCGGCCCAGGAAGGUCAAACGCAGAAAGACUAUAUCAGGGCCGCCUGACAACAUCAACCAGGAGCUAGCAAUAAAAGCACGGGGUGGAGAGCUUCGGCCGCAUUCCAUGUUCCUUCCGGGACAGUACUCCACUUUGGGCCGAGCUGGAAGCGUCAACUCAACCCUCCGACACUCUGAGACCAGAGACACGAGCUGCCAGACGGAGGAGGUGAAGGUCGUGCCCCCGUCCAUGAGAAGGAUCCGGGCGCAGAGAGGACAGGGCAUCGCCGCUCAGAUGGCCGGCUUAUCCGCUUCCUCUUCGACAGGAAGCAUCUCCAUCUCCAGCACCGACAGCUCCGGCGUCGUGAUGAUGCACCAGUUCAACGGAGACCCCUCACGUUUUCACAGCCUGCCCCGGCAGGGCGCCAGGGUGUCCCUCAGCGCGGAUCCCAUCUACAGCAGCACGCCCAUCAAGCCCGACGAUCGGCCUCAGCGGCAGAUCGGGAAGUUUCAGGUCGACAGUACGGUGGUGCACAUGAGGAACGCUCCCAGGACGAACUCUUUGCCCAGGCCCAAGUCCCAGGAGGUGAGGGGGACGCAGUCUGGUGAGUGGGACGGCAGCGUAGCCUGCGUGGUUUCUCCUCAGGCUGCCUAUUCCACUUCCUACAUCCCCAAUGCCACCCUGUCCGGCUCCACAGAGGUCAUUACCCUCAAGACGUCCAUUCCUUCACAUCAMUCGCCAAUGUCGGCGUACAACGCCCCUCAACCACCCACUAACACCGAUCCUCUGGUCUCCAGUCCGACACCCUUUUCUCACAGCUCCACCUGCCCAGCUUUGGCCACUUCUACUCCUAAACACCCGGCCCAGGGGAGCGGAUCAGUCAAUGAGUUGAAUUGCUCAGACAGCAGCGUUCACAGCCACAGCACCUUAGCCCCCACUCCUCCGUGCGGCCCACCAGAAGAACAGUGGAUCUACGACACACCUGAAAACGUCGUCGCUCAACACCGCACUCUCACCUCCAGCUGUUCCACUCCCAUCAACCAGCUGUACAGCAGCCUGGACCACUCCUCCAGGACCACAACGGACUCCAGCUCCCUGUACUCCCAAGACAACGAUGGCUACUUCACCUCGAUGCACUUGGACUCGGGCCUGCGCUCUCGGAGUCACGGCAGCGGGCACGGGGCGGCGGCGGGCCGGGCCGCUCGACACAGCAUGUACGAGUGCCGCGAGCUGUCCAAUCAGGAGGACUCGGGGAGCCUUUACAGCGACCGCUCCCUGUCGCGCAGCAUCUCCCUUCGUAAGUGUAAGAAGCCUCCGCCUCCUCCGUCUCGUACGGAUUCCCUCCGACGCAAACCCGGAGUGAAAAAGCCUCUCGGCAGCGCCGGCGGAGCCGAUCAUCCCAACGGUAUGCUCAGUGAAACCCUCAUUGCCAGCUUGCAGCAGAGCUUACAGAUGGGACUGAGGGGAGGAAAGGGAAGAGGCGCCUCGCCGUCUUCGCCAUCUCACAGUCCGAGCAGCGACUACGACGACCCUUGGGUGCUGCGACCGCGCAGUCACAGCAGCAUCAGUGCGUGCAGCUCUGCAGCGUCGCUGGCGGCCAACUGUGGCGGCGUAUCCAACGCGUACUCCUUAUGCCACGUGACGCCAACCCCCAGUGACACCAGCAGCUUACGCUCCGACUAUGCRGAUUCCUGGGGAUACUAUUCGGACUACCCUCGCAACAACGGGGACCAGAAGACGCAGACUCCUUCAACGCAGGGCGCAGAAAGCCUCUCGGCCGGGGUUCAUCCAGAAGCCUCGCAGAACGGAGGAGAAACUCGAGACAACCAGGCCCAGGGGGCUCCAGGUCGGGAGGGAGGGGAGUCGAUGAAGAUCAAACCCUCCAGCUCCUCACCAGACAGGGUGCACAGACUCACCUCCCCAUCCAGCGGCUACUCCAGCCAGUCCAACACCCCCACAGCUGGAACCCCUGUCCCUGCUCUGAUCAGCAGGUCUCCCUCCGGCAGUCGACCCAAACCCAGAGUACCAGAGAGGAAGUCUUCUCUCUUGUCCUCAGUUUCUGUGUCCUCUUCCUCUACGUCUCUUUCCUCCAACACCUCAGACUCACUCAAGAGCUCUGGUCCUCCCCCACCUCCUCCUCCUCCUCCUCCCCUGCUGCUUCUCUCCUCCUCAGCUCCCAGCACCCCUCUCAACCCUCCUCCACCCUUCCCUCCACCAAUCCCACUGAGUUCUGAUACAGACUCCCCCUCUCCCCCACCACUCCCCAACCCCUUCACCAACACCCCGUGGGGGGAUUCCACGAGCCCACUCCCUGCCUGCUGCGCUUCUCCAGAAUUCCCUCCUCCUCCCUCCCCCGAUCUGCUGAUUCACACCAGUUCAUCCUUCAACGGGAGCCUCAGUCCUCCCSCUCCACCUCCUCCUUUGCCUCCUCUCGUAGAUGCAUCCUUCCCCCCCAAGAAGGCAGUGAAGGUUGCCCCUAAACCAGACCUGUCCACCAUCCCAACAAAGUCCACUAAGCCCCUCAUUACUCCAUUCGCCCUGCAGAGUGUUCAGCUGCGUUCAGUCAAACGGCCAGAGAACCAAAUCAACGGUGAAUUGGAUCACAUCAAAACUCAGGAGACAAUGGAAACCAUUCAAGGUCUGAAACCUCAGACCCUGGAACACUACCCCCAAACGAAUCCUGCAGUGUUCACCCUGCUGGACAGCUCCGCAGAGGAGGAUUUGCAGAAGUCCUCCCCAUCGCCUGUGUCGAAACUUCUGGAAGAGUUGUCGCUAGACUGCAGRAUCCCAGGCGAAACAGCAGAUAGUGAUGUCAUCAAUGGAAAAACCGAGMACCAGAGUUACUCUCCGUUUAAAGGAAAUGAAAACGGGAAAUCACCGCCCAGUCCCCCACAAAGCUGUGAAAGUUCUCCCUSCAAACAGAAGCCCCCAGCAGUCUCCAAGAAACCCAAACUCUCUUUUGUCCCAUCGUCUCACCCCCAACCGAUCGACGAGCACACUCCAGCACAUCACGAGGACACGACUUCUCAAACCAAAACAAAGGACAGAGUCGAUGCACCACAAAGUCAGAGAGAGGUAAAAGGUGAACWAGACGAGAAGGACUCGACAGAAAGCUGGGACCUUUUAACAGAAAGGAGUGAGGCAUUCAUUGAAUUUCAGGAAGAGUUCUCCAUUAGUGCCUCUCCAAGCCAAGAGACYAGUCUUGAGCACGAACUUUGUUCUAAUGGAGAUAUUAACGAGGAAGAAGACGAGGAAGGAGAUGGAACGAGCAGCAUCACAGAGUCCAUCAGCUCCAAGGAGGACGAUACGA
Molecule: messenger RNA, 4157 nt
Organism: Austrofundulus limnaeus
Lineage: Eukaryota; Metazoa; Chordata; Actinopteri; Cyprinodontiformes; Rivulidae
Gene: nhsl1b
Product: NHS-like 1b
Biological process (GO): cell differentiation
Source: RefSeq, a predicted model, not a curated record